This is a messenger RNA of Brassica oleracea var. oleracea, 1605 nucleotides long. RefSeq names its product 5'-nucleotidase SurE-like. NCBI's taxonomy places the organism in Eukaryota, Viridiplantae, Streptophyta, Magnoliopsida, Brassicales, Brassicaceae. Gene Ontology annotation, molecular function: nucleotidase activity. Bases 200 to 1345 code for a protein of 381 amino acids. The transcript is spliced from 10 exons. The record is from RefSeq and is a predicted model, not a curated record.
AUCUCUCUCUCUAUCUAACGAAACCAAUUGUUACAGUUGACAAGUAAAUAUCUCUCUCUACCAAUUAAAGCUUCUUCUCUCUUUCCAAGACAUCUCCAUUAGACCCGCUCCGUGCCCAAAUCUUCUCUCAUUAGGGUUACUGAUCCAUUCAACAACAAACCCACAUCACCUGCGUCCCUUGUCUCUCUUUCUCUACGCUAUGACCUCAAAAAACAACGGCUUGUCAGCGGCGCUUGUCUCGAAUCUCCAGGACGUGCUUUCCAAGAGAAAAGGAGUAGUGGACGAUGGAUCGGCGGAGGAGCCUCCUUCUACUUCCGAUGUUACGGCCAAGGAGGAGGAGGAUAAAGAGAGUGAUGAUGACUCCAGACCCAUCGUUUUAGUCACGAAUGGAGAUGGGAUUGAUUCGCCAGGUCUCGUCUCUCUCGUUGAGGCUUUGGUUCGUGAAGGGCUCUACAAUGUCCAUGUCUGUGCUCCUCAAACGGAUAAGUCGGCUUCUUCUCACUCUAUGACUCCUGGAGAAACCAUUUCUGCAAGUUCCGUUGACAUCAAAGGUGCCACAGCCUUUGAAGUUUCAGGGACUCCUGUGGAUUGCAUCUCAUUAGGAUUAUCCGGAGCCCUUUUCGCUUGGUCAAAGCCAAUACUGGUAAUUAGUGGAAUCAAUCAGGGAUCUAGCUGUGGUCAUCAAAUAUUCUAUUCCGGUGCAGUAGCUGCAGCUAGGGAAGCCUUGAUUUCUGGAGUACCCUCUUUGUCAAUAUCAUUGAAUUGGAAGAAAGACGAAAGCCAAGAAAGUGACUUUAAGGAUGCUGUUGGUGUCUGUUUACCUUUGAUUAACGCAACAAUCAGAGACAUUGAGAAAGGAGUUUUCCCUAAGGAUUGCUCUCUCAACAUAGAAAUUCCAACAUCACCCUCAUCAAACAAGGGUUUUAAGGUAACAAAACAAAGCAUGUGGAGGCAGAGCCCUAGCUGGCAAGCUGUUUCAGCUAACCGUCACCCCGGUGCUGGGAAUUUCAUGUCCAACCAGCAAAGCCUAGGAGCCCAACUUGCCCAGCUUGGUAGAGAUGCUUCAGCUGCUGGGGCUGCUCGCCGCUUUACCACACAGAAGAAGAGUAUUGUGGAGAUUGAGUCGGUUGGCGUUGCUGGUAAAACUGAGAGCCGUGUUAAGAAAUACUUCCGCCUAGAGUUUGUGGCCAAAGAACAAGAACAUACGGAUGAAGAUUUGGAUAUCAAGGCUCUAGAAGAUGGUUUUGUUUCUGUGACUCCACUGUCUCUACUUCCAAAAAUAGAUCCAGAAACUCAAGCCGUGGCGUCAGAAUGCGUCUACAAAUACCUCAACGCUGAUCAAUGAAAAAGGGUGAUGUGGCCAAAACACUGCCAACACAUCUGGUAACUCGAUUCUGCGUUUGUUUGUUCGUGCUGUCUUUGUUGUCAUUUUAAUCCUUUUAGUUUAUUUGAUCCCCCUAGAACUAGAACUAGAAGUCUGGUGGGGUUGUUUUUGCUGGCUCGUUUGUUUGUUUGUUUGUUUGUCAGUAGCUGUUUGGGAACGCUUACUUUUGUAAUUGGCAAAAAGUGUUGGUCUGGUUUUAAUGUGAAAUGGUUGGCUAUAGA